AUGUUGAGAUCAUCGCUACGAGCAGCGGGUCCAACGUGCCGCUUCGGUGCUUCGUCCUCGUCGUUGAAGCCUCGCCUACUCUCCACCUCGGCGUCGCGUUUCUCUGAUACCACGAAUCUGCAGAAGCCCAUUGCUUUUGCGUUCGACAUUGACGGCGUGCUGAAAGCAGGUCCCAACGUGCUUCCGGAAGCCAAGAGGGCGCUUCAAAUCCUCGAAGGCAACAACCCACGAAACCAAAAGAUCCCCUACAUCUUCAUCACCAAUGGCGGAGGAAAGCACGAGUCGGCUCGUGCCAAGGAUCUCGCCAGAGAACUCGAGGUGCCUGUCACACAAGAUCAGGUGAUUCAAGCUCAUACAGUUAUGAAGUCUCUCGUGCCUCUGUACGGAAACAAGCCCAUUCUCAUGGUCGGAGGCCCAGAGACACCGCCGAACGCUGCCAGAGAAGUCAUGCAGAGCUACGGCUUUCAAAACGUCUACACCACUCUGGAUCUUCAUGCACAUGCCCCGGCUGCGUGGCCUUUCUCCACUGUGCAUCCCGAGCAACUGCCAUAUGUUCGACGCGACGACUUUUCCAAAGUCGAGUUCGCAGCCGUCCUUGUCUUCCACGACAGCAGAGAGUGGGGCAGAGACACACAAAUCAUCAUCGACAUCUUGAGAUCGCACAACGGUGUUUUUGGAACCGAGCACCCUCCGACCGAGCCUUUGCCGGACAAGCAGAUUCCCAUCUACUUUUCCCAUGGAGAUUUGCUCUGGGGCAACGACCAUAGUGUAGUACGAUUCGGACAAGGCGCCUUCCGACUUGCCAUCGAGAACGUCUACAAGCACACGACGGGACGCGAAAUGCAGUCGACCGUGUUUGGCAAACCUUACCGCAUCACGUACGACUACGCCAACGAGCUUCUGCGCCAACACCUCAUCAACAUUUCCUCCCCCACGUCCGCCACGGCAGAAGCGGCCAAGCUGGUCGGGCCGUCGGUGUGGAUGGUGGGCGACAACACCGAGAGCGACAUCAAGGGCGCUGUCGACUUUGGCUGGUCGUCGGCGCUCGUUCGCACGGGCGUGUACAAGGACCACAACGGACCGCCCAACUACACGCCGACGAUCUUGGUUGAUGAUGUAGAGCAGGCGGUGAUUCAGGCGAUUCAGAAGGAGUGGAAGCUUUGA
Molecule: messenger RNA, 1164 nt
Organism: Sporisorium graminicola
Lineage: Eukaryota; Fungi; Basidiomycota; Ustilaginomycetes; Ustilaginales; Ustilaginaceae
Exons: 4
Coding region: 1-1164 (387 amino acids)
Biological process (GO): glycerophospholipid biosynthetic process
Cellular component (GO): mitochondrion
Source: RefSeq, a predicted model, not a curated record